AUGUCCCCACCACCACCAACCCCCCACCCCCAAACCCCCCCGCCCCAAACCCACCCCAGCACCACCGUCCUCAUCAUCGGCGCCGGCUUCGCCGGCCUCACCGCCGCCAUCGAAUGCGUCCUCCACGGCCACGCCGUCACGCUCCUCGAGUCCUUCGCCACGCUCGCGCCGCUCGGCGACAUCAUCUCCUUCGGGCACAACGCGGGGCGCGUGUUCCGGCGGUGGCCGGGCGGCGUCGAGGGCGCGCUGGACGCGAUAUGCCACCGGUCCGAGGAGCUGGUGUUCAACCGGUUCGACGGCGAGCACCUGAUGACGCAGGUGUGGGAGGAAGAAGGAGGGCUGGAGCGGGGAGGGGGCAAGAAGUUCAACGGGCAUCGGGGAGAGAUUCAUCGGGUGGUGUGGGGGUGUGCGGUGGGGUUGGGGGUGGACAUACGGUUGGGGAGGCGGGUGUGCGAGUAUUUCGAGGAUGCGGAGGAGGCGGGUGUGGUUGUUGAGGAGGAGGACGGGGAGGGCGAGGAUGAGGGCGGGAGGAAGAGGAAGAAGAGGACGCGGUACGUGGCCGACGUGGUGCUGGCGGCGGAUGGCGUGCGGUCGACGGCGCGGGCGGUCGUGCUGGGGCAGGAGGACAAGCCGAAGAGCUCUGGGUAUGCGAUUUGGCGCGCUUGGUUCCCGUCGGAUGAGUUGGCGCGGGAUCCACUGACGAGGCACCUCGUCGUGAACGGGGAUACGCAUACGGGAUGGCUUGGCCCAGAUGUCCACUUCCUCGCCGCCUCAAUCAAAAACGGCACCUCCUUCAGCUGGGUCUGCACGCACAAAGACACCGACGACGUCGUUGAAUCGUGGUCCGCGCCCGGUUCCAUCACCGACGCCCUCGCCCUGCUCGACGGCUGGAGCCCGACCGUCCGCGCCAUCGUGCGCCACACGCCGCCGGACCGCCUCGUCGACUGGAAGCUCGUCUACCGCGACCCGCUGCCGACCUGGGUCUCGCCGAGCCACGGCCGCAUUGCUCUGCUCGGCGACGCCGCGCAUCCGUUCCUGCCGACGUCCAUCCAGGGCGCGAGUCAGGCCGUCGAGGAUGGCGUGACGAUAGCUGUGUGCUUGGAGCUUGCGGCGAAAGAAGGUGGGGGAAAGGGGGAUGUGAGGGAGGCGCUGUUGGCGUAUGAGCGGAUGAGAUAUGAGCGCGUGCGGGCGGCGCAGAAGACGGGCGAGACGACGAGAGAUCGGUGGCAUAAGGCAGAUUUUGAGAAGGUCAAGGAGGAGCCCAAGGCCAUCAAGCUGCCGAGGGAGGAGUGGUUGUUGGGCCAUGAUGCCGAGGCGCAUGCGUAUGCGGUCGGCUUCGUCCUGGGAGCAUUCAAGUCGAAUCUGAAGGAAGCUAGCACCAAGCGUUUCGUGUUCGAGAACAGCUCUAUGCUUCCAUACCUCAAUCGCGACCACGAUGUUGUCAACCGCAUGGUGGAGCCCAUGUGUUGCGGCACCUACAUCGAGGACGAUAAGGAAGAAGCCAUAGACAAGACAGUCUGUCGUCACAUCGAUCUCUCUGUCUUAGCGGACUAUUACAUGGUCGAUGGCCUCACGGAAUGCGGCAUGGAUAGAGUUCGCCUGGUGCUGGACGACUGGAAAGAGGUGAAGUCAGCUUUAUCCACGAUCAUCAGCGCUGCUUACGGCAAGCUCGAGCCCACCGUCUCAAGUAUCCGGGCUAGGAUUAUCGAUAUCGUUGCGGUGCAGUUGGGCGAACUCAAGACCGACAAGGUCUUCUGUGACUUCCUCAAGACCUUGGGAGAAUUCUGCACAGAUGUGAUGUGCAACAGGAAUUCGAAAAGGCCAGACGUCACACGGGGGAUCAGAACAUGGUGCGAGUUCUGCAACAAAAAAAAUCUCUGGUGGAGCUUGUUGAUGACCACACGCCUGCUCAUUGCACCCAUUGUGGCGAGAAAACCUUCAACAAGGCCUUGA
Messenger RNA from Diplodia corticola, 1953 nucleotides. Its product is annotated as salicylate hydroxylase. Gene Ontology annotation, biological process: secondary metabolite biosynthetic process. The record is from RefSeq and is a predicted model, not a curated record. The coding region runs from base 1 to 1953 and encodes 650 amino acids. The transcript is spliced from 4 exons. Gene Ontology annotation, molecular function: monooxygenase activity; FAD binding. Lineage: Eukaryota; Fungi; Ascomycota; Dothideomycetes; Botryosphaeriales; Botryosphaeriaceae.